AUGGCAUCAUCUUCGUCCUCAUCGCCUGAAAUCUCUGCUGCGUCAGCAGCAACCGGAUCAUCGCAAUCUACAAUACAAUAUGCUCACCUCACUCGGGAGGAAGUACUAGAGGAGCUCUCAAGUCGCUUCAUUUUGAACCUACCAGGAGAGGAGCUGGCUUCCGUUGAACGAGUGUGCUUCCAAGUUGAACAAGCACAUUGGUACUAUGAAGACUUCAUUCGGGAACAAGCCCCAUCCAAGUUCCCUUCAUACACUUUGAAAACGUUUUCUGAAGUUUUGUUUCGUGUUUGCCCACCAUUGCAACACUGGGCGCAUGAUCACGAACGAGCUUACGAGUCCUUCAUGAAAUACAAGACAAGGGUGCCAGUAUGUGGGGCCAUCAUGCUGAACGACACUUGGGAAAAGUGCGUUCUUGUCAAAGGUUGGAAGUCAUCUGCCGGAUGGGGCUUCCCGAAAGGCAAGAUCAACGAGCAAGAGCCCCGAACCCGUUGUGCUGCACGAGAGGUGCUUGAAGAGACAGGUUACGAUCUCGAGGGACAAAUUGUCCCCGAAGACGUGAUUGAAUUGUCUAUCAAAGAGCAAUCAAUAUCCCUAUAUAUUGUGCCCGGAGUUCCGGAGGACUACCCUUUCAAGACUCGGACAAGGAAAGAGAUCAGUAAAAUUGCGUGGUUUAGAUUGUCGGACCUGCCUACCUGGAAGCGGAGCAAAUCCGUUCCAGGGAAGUUCUACCUUAUAUCUCCCUUCAUUGGACCUCUCAAAGCUUUCAUUAAUAGUCGAAAGCCCCGAAAUCUGCAGCGUCGUCCGCGCAGAUCGGACAGCAUGCAGAUAUACCAGGAACUUCAUCAAUCAAGCGAGGAGGACAGUAUGCCGAUCGAAUCGUGCCAAGCGGCAUCAAGUGACCUACACGCGCAGGAAUCCAGCUCUCAGUCGUCAUCUGCCGACAAUGGAGAGCCCCAAACGCCAUCACCUCAGUAUAGUGCACCCCUCGUCCACUACGAAGUUAAGCAACCUGUCAUACAAGCGGCCAGCGAUGCGGGAGACUCCCUGGAUCUUACGGGGGUGGACCCUCAUUUCGCUCGUUUGUUGUCUUCUUUGACCCUGUCAGCUUCCACAACUUCGGUCCCUGCAGACAGCAGACUCUCCAUCGAUCAGUCACAGUUGCCAUCAUCCUUUACCUCAAAGGAUGCUGCUCCGAGACCAAUGGCUGCAGCUGAAUCUUCCGGUCGUUCUUACGCGACGAAGGAGUCCUCUGUGGCUACUGGUCUCACGAACGGUUAUAGCUCAUCUGUUACCCCGAGCACUACUGUCUCGCCUCGAUCUCAAUCCCGCCCUCCCACAACGACGCCGAUGCGUUCGUCUGUCCAGCGUCUAUCAAAUUCAUCGCCACAGCCUCGCAUUGGAUCCUCAAGCUCGGCUGGUGACUACACGGUCGGUACAAUAUCGUCUGCAGUAGUAUCUUCGUCUCCGCGUUCCGGUGCGGCAGACAUGACCUCGUCCAAGCAGUCGCCCAAGCUCGCACGGCCGCGUCACGGAUCGAAGGCCUCUGCUGACAUCUCUCCAUAUCUCUCCCGUCCCCGAGAUAUAUCAAAGGAGAUGAAAUACAUCUCGAUGCUCGAGAAUGUGGCAAAGGAAUCGGACAAGAUUUCACACCAGCGCAUUCAUGCGUCCCCUUCCUACCAGUCAAUGCUCGUGUACCCCAUUGAACCACCGUCGGGGAUGCCGGGACCAUCUAUUUCUGUCCCUCCGGUAUCAUUGUACGGUCGCUUGGACUCUUCGCUGAUCUAUACGUCGGGGCCAACAACCUUGGAGACCUUCGCAUCCGGGGUGCCCCCUGUUCCACGACAGAUACCCCUUCAUGGUGCCCCUAUCUAUGACGAUCCGUUCACUGUAAGGCCGCGUACCAGUGCUGCCUUCCAUCCUCUCGUCUAUCCGCCUUCGUUCCGUCAACCCCUUGACGAGAGCAUCCGGCGUACGACCCCCGGGAUAGAGCAUGGCCAGAUGCCUCGACCCCUUAUGUCAGGCAACUAUCUUCCGCCAGGGUCGGUCCCCCAUUAUACUCAACCGAGCAGUGCUUUGCAUGCACAGCCGAUGGCGGGUGCGCCGGGGGUCACCCCUCUUCGCGUAGUCCCGCCACCCUUCCCAGCAGCAGUGUACGGCGAACAACCGCCGCUAUCCGCCCCCGCUAUAUCCCCCUCAUCUACCUUCGCCUUUCCUCCUAAUGCCCCGCGUCCUGCGAACAACGCUCAUUUGCUGUCUAUCUUAAACACUCCUAGCACUGCACACCGCACGGUCCCUGUGCAAGCCGGUCUGAUGAACGGUAUGGGUCCAAGAUGAUAUAUUUUUCCGUCUUUCGUAGUUGCAGUGCGUCUACUUAUCCAUGUAGCAUGAUUUCAGCCAUUUCUUCUUAUCGAUAAGUGACCAGUUGCUUGUGUCUUAACCUUCACUAUUGUUCGUCUCGUACUGUAGCCUGCCACUAGGCAGGUCUAGUAUCGGGAUUCGACUUUCGUAUCUCCCCCCCUCUCCCUCUUUCGUACAUUUUCGUGCGUCAUCCCACUUCUCCGUUAUCUCCGCCCCUCGCGUCCUGCGUUCCCUUCCAGCUAUGCCUGAUGAGACGUUCGGUCCCCACUACACAUCGUCCCGUCUGUCGCAGUUUUGAGACCCGCGCACUCCUCUUGUGUUUGUCACUCGCUUUCCCUGUCGAUGUCCGUUGUGCACGCCCGUUUGUAGUUUUGUAGCUUAGUGCUCAGAUGUCUACCCCGUAUCACUCAGUCGCAUAUCAUGGAUAAUGUAGUCAUCGUUCGCAGU
Molecule: messenger RNA, 2805 nt
Organism: Postia placenta MAD-698-R-SB12
Lineage: Eukaryota; Fungi; Basidiomycota; Agaricomycetes; Polyporales; Adustoporiaceae
Exons: 7
Coding region: 1-2334 (777 amino acids)
Biological process (GO): nuclear-transcribed mRNA catabolic process, nonsense-mediated decay; deadenylation-dependent decapping of nuclear-transcribed mRNA
Cellular component (GO): P-body; cytoplasm
Molecular function (GO): manganese ion binding; 5'-(N(7)-methylguanosine 5'-triphospho)-[mRNA] hydrolase activity; RNA binding
Source: RefSeq, a predicted model, not a curated record